GAGCCUUUGUGGGUUUGAAGAUCAGCAAACUCUCCUAAAGCAAACAUCUGAUAAUUGCCCCAUGUCUACCCUCUGGCCAUGGCGUCCAAAGUACUCCCCCUGGUGGUGGUUCUGGCUGUAUUGGUUUGCCUUGGUGUGAAGCUGGAAGUUUGGGGAGACCAGGUGAAACCAGGGCGCGCACCGCUCAUCCCUCAUAGACCAUUCGUCGUGGUCUGGAACGCCCCAACCGAAUCUUGCCGUCUGCGAUUCAAAGUCGACUUGGAUUUAAAUGUUUUCGACAUUGUUGCAAAUCUUAACGAAACUCUUAGCGGCCCAAAUGUGACAAUUUUUUACCAUAGCCAUCUCGGAUACUACCCAUACUACACCAAUUCUGGCAUACCCAUCAACGGCGGUGUUCCACAAAACCAAAGCAUUACAAAACAUCUUAGCAAAGCAAGAGCCGAUAUUGAUAAAAUGAUCCCGCAUAAAGAUUUUAGAGGACUUGGCGUAAUUGACUGGGAAAACUGGCGGCCGCAAUGGGUACGCAACUGGGGCUCUAAAGACAUCUACCGCAACAAAUCUAAGGAGCUAAUUCGUAAAAUGCAUCCUAACUGGCCAGAAAGCAAAGUAGAAAAGGAAGCGAAAGAGAGUUUUGAGAAAGCAGGGCAAGCGUUUAUGAAUUUGACUUUGGCGUUGGCGGAUAGCAGAAGACCAGAGGGAUUAUGGGGUUUUUAUUUAUUCCCGGAUUGCUAUAACUAUGAAUACAAGCAGCAUCCUCAAAAAUAUACGGGAGAAUGUCCAAAUAUAGAGCAUGUGAGGAAUGACCAUCUGAUGUGGUUGUGGAAGCAGAGUACGGCCUUGUAUCCGUCCAUCUAUUUGGAUUAUGAACUCCAGUCUUCACCCAAUACGGUGAAGUUUGUGCACUACAGAGUCAAAGAGGCCAUGAGGAUUGCUUCAAUCGCACGCACUGACUACACUCUACCAGUUUUUGUCUACUCCAGGCCAUUCUACGCUUAUACAUUUAUAGUGCUGUCACAGAGUGACCUGAUCCACACUAUUGGAGAGAGCGCUGCGUUGGGUGCAGCUGGUGUUGUCUUGUGGGGAUCAUCAGAAUAUGCACGAUCAGAGAAAAAUUGUCUGACGGUCAAACACUACAUUGAUGGCCCCCUCGGUCACUAUGUCAUCAACGUCACCUCAGCAGCCAAACUAUGCAGCAAGGCUCUCUGCAAGAAGAACGGCCGCUGUGUACGCAAAAGCCUAGACUCCACUUCCUACCUGCAUCUCAACCCACGCUUCUUCCAAAUCUACCGCAACCCCUCUCCAGCAGUGGGCCCUCUCUUCACCGUCAGGGGCCAUCUUAACAACCACGACAUUCUGGACAUGAAGCAUAAGUUCACCUGUCAGUGUUACCAGGGCUGGACAGGGGUGUAUUGUGAGGUGCCCCAAAACCCCGGGCCUAUCCAACAGGAGAUAGAGGAUUCACUGCUGCCCUACCCCAGAGAGCGUGGCCUCCUGGGAGAUUUACUGCUCCUGUUGUCUCUGCAUUUUUCCUGUAUUUGCGUUAUAAUGUUUUUAGGUUUGUGUUUGAUUAUCAAGUGUCUUAUAUUGUGAUGCCUGCAAAUGGGUAAAGAGUAAGUGAUCAAAGAUUUAUAAGAAGGCAAAAGUAAGUGGGACUGGGUAAGAAACGUGUUUUUAGGACAGGAAUACCAGAGUGGUUUUCAAGAUUAAAGGUGUACUGUGUAACUUCUGUAGUGUUGAUCUGCUUGUUUCCAUAGAGUUGUUACAGUUUACCUGGAUUUUCCCACAGUAUGGCAUUAAUUAUGUAUUUACCUGGUCUCCCAAGGGUUGACCAGGUUUUGUAUUCAUCCUGUGUGUCUGUGUGAGUGUGUGCCUGUGUGUCUAUCCACCCACAAUAAUUCCACCAUUUAUGGAACGAUUGUCACCAAAUUUGGUACGUGGGUCAA
This is a messenger RNA of Boleophthalmus pectinirostris (great blue-spotted mudskipper), 1943 nucleotides long. It is a transcript of the gene hyal6, whose product is annotated as hyaluronoglucosaminidase 6. The record is from RefSeq and is a predicted model, not a curated record. NCBI's taxonomy places the organism in Eukaryota, Metazoa, Chordata, Actinopteri, Gobiiformes, Gobiidae. The coding region runs from base 79 to 1590 and encodes 503 amino acids. Gene Ontology annotation, molecular function: hyalurononglucosaminidase activity. The transcript has 4 exons. Gene Ontology annotation, biological process: carbohydrate metabolic process; hyaluronan catabolic process.